Messenger RNA from Physella acuta, 695 nucleotides. RefSeq names its product 32 kDa beta-galactoside-binding lectin-like. The record is from RefSeq and is a predicted model, not a curated record. NCBI's taxonomy places the organism in Eukaryota, Metazoa, Mollusca, Gastropoda, Physidae. Gene Ontology annotation, molecular function: carbohydrate binding.
UAACUCGAGAUGUCAACACAGAGAGUAACUUCAAGCCGCGUUUAACAAGAGAGAACCCAGCCAUUAUGAUGGAGCUGGUCAUUGAAGUUCUGCUGGCAAAUCUCGUACGUGUAUUCUGUGUUGGAGCGACGUAUUUCGAGACAAGGGACAACGUCACGUUUCAACAGAGGUCUAAGCCGGGUGUCAUCGGAACACACAGAUACAAAAUGCCGUAUACCGGAGAAAUACUUUAUCCAAUUCAUAAUGGCAAAGAAAUCAUCAUUGAAGGAGCCGUUCCCAUAAAAGCAACGAGGUUCGCGUUCGAGUUGUGCCCGUCACGUGAUUGUAUGUAUGAGUCUGAACUCCACGUCAACGUCAGGUUCCAAACACAUAACAUCGUCAUCAACAACAAGAGGUUCGGUGUCUGGGGCAGAGAAUGCACGUCGAUACUCAGACUCGUUCGUGGUAGAGAUAUGGUCAUCAGGAUCGUCAUAGAUCCCGACAAGUAUGGGGUUUAUUUCAACAAAACACUUUACGUUGCAUACAAAGGAAAAACAAGGUUGGACAAAUUAAAAUACAUUCGGGUAUAUCGCGACAUCAUAGUACACUGGAUUUUGUAUUCUUUGCUAACACCACCACAGAUGAUAUCGUUUACUCGAUCACAUUGGCACAAGUUCAUUUUCUACGCCGCCCCAGUACAUUCAACUAAAAGGUAA